Ceratosolen solmsi marchali is the source of this 474-nucleotide messenger RNA. RefSeq lists its product as uncharacterized. Gene Ontology annotation, biological process: proteolysis. Lineage: Eukaryota; Metazoa; Arthropoda; Insecta; Hymenoptera; Agaonidae. The coding region runs from base 61 to 474 and encodes 137 amino acids. The record is from RefSeq and is a predicted model, not a curated record. Gene Ontology annotation, molecular function: serine-type endopeptidase activity. The transcript is spliced from 3 exons.
UCAAUCCGAUCAAUUUUCUUUGUAAAGUUGAUUUUUUAAUUCUUUCAUAUAAUCGAAAGCAUGUUUGCUUUACUUUCUAUAUAUCUUAUAAUAUUAUGGAGUCAGCGUGACUUUUUAUUCACCGAAGCACUUGUCGGUAAUACCAAUAAUGUCAGAUUUAUAUUAGAAAAUGAAUAUCCCCCGGUAGCUUGUAUAGCCGAGUAUAAUACCAAUCCCACGUUGGGCAUGACUUUCAUAUGUACAGGAGUAUUUAUUUCGUCAACUCAUGUUUUAACGGUUGAGCAUUGCUUAUAUAAUAUUCAGUCUAAUAAAGUUCAAGUACUCGUUGGGCCUGGUGAAUUAUCACGAAGUGUAACAUAUUCUUCAAUAUGGUGGAUAAGCUUUAAUCAAUGGGCAUCAUCUAAUCAUUUGCUUCCAGUAAUAAGCAAUAAUGAUAUUUCCAUUAUAAAAAAACGAAAAGUUUCCUAUUACUAA